Messenger RNA from Neurospora tetraspora, 2199 nucleotides. RefSeq names its product heterokaryon incompatibility protein-domain-containing protein. Lineage: Eukaryota; Fungi; Ascomycota; Sordariomycetes; Sordariales; Sordariaceae. The transcript is spliced from 3 exons. Bases 1 to 2199 code for a protein of 732 amino acids. The record is from RefSeq and is a predicted model, not a curated record.
AUGUUCACAUACAGCCCUCUGAGCCGCGAAAAGCGCGAGACUCGUGUCUUCCGAUACAGUCCCGCCUGCCAGUCGACCCCCGACAGUAUCAGUCUUGAACUUCGCCACGCCUCUCUUGACGAUGACGCCCUCCAAUAUCGUGCGCUGUCCUACGUUUGGGGAGAUACAAAGGAUAAAGACGAUAUCGAGGUCAACGGCGAACAGUUUUCUGUCGGCGAGAACCUGCAUGCGCUUCUCCAAAUGCUUCAGCAUCACGGCGUGGAAUCCUGGCUCUGGGCCGACGCCAUAUGCAUCCAACAAUCCGAUGAUGAUGAAAAGAGCUGGCAUGUCCAGAGCAUGUGUGACAUCUUCAAGAAUGCCGAGUUGGUCUAUUCCUGGUUGGGUCCUGGUUCUGAGGCUACCGAUGUUGCUAUGGAGUUCUUUGCGGACUGGGGCCCUCGUGCGUUGGAGGUUGGAGUGAUGGAGAAGUUGUGGCCUACAGAUAUCCCCAUGGAUGGCUCAUUCAGUUCACGCCUCACAGCAUCCCUUAAUUUGCACAAACUCGAACGGUACUUUCUCCCGGAACCGUACUGGCACCGGAUAUGGAUAUUUCAGGAAGUGGCCUUGGCCCGGGAAGUACUUCUUAUCUGUGGCGGAAAGCUCACACCAAUUUCAUACUUCGAAGCGGUGCUAGAAGCCCUCUGGAAAUUUCGUGGUGGACUUCUCACCCCGUUCUGGGACAAAUGCCCACUACGGCGCGGGUUCUGUGAGCGGUUCCCUUCCCAUCUUUAUCCAAACAAGGCUAUGCUCAUUCGUCAAUUACUCUGCCGCGGAACGAAACUGAGCUUGGGCAACAUUCUUGUGGCUUUCUCCAACCAAACCGAACGUCCAUGGUAUCAGGCGACUGACCCACGCGAUAUCGUCUACGGUAUACUCGGCCUCCUUUCCAACGAUGACCGUCGUCCGUUUGGCCAUGUCGACUACAAAAACAUGACAUGGGUUGAUCUAUUUACUCAGGCCACGCGAUCUUUGAUUAAGGCGUCUCUCACCUCAUCGUUGUUUGCUGACGAUGUACUGUAUAAUAUCGGACAUUGUCUGCCCCGUCCAAGAGACCAACCAAGCGAGUUACCAAGCUGGGUCCCCGACUGGCGGGAUGUAGGUGUGAAUGGGCUGCCGCAAAGCUUAGUAGCCAUGCGUCUCGCAUACCUCGACGCCAGCGAUAGCCGCAUGGAGAGCUCUUACCAUAUAUUCUGGGGACAUGGGAAUUCGUCGGCCAUCCAGUUGCCCGGGUAUCGCGUUGAUUUUGUCACCGACGUAAUGGCCUAUGACUACCAGGCUGAGAAUGCUCUUGAAAAGGAUCGACCAAGCGACUGGCUGGCACACAUUCGUGAAUUUACGGGGUUGCCAGUGAGCUCAGAUACUUGGAACUUGGAGGGAGAAGACUACGUCUGGCGCUUGGUGAUGGAUAGCCGCAACGCAAAUUUUCUCGGACUAUGGCUGAAGGAACCCAAGUACAAGACAGAGGCUGCUUGCUUUAUCCGCAGGCUCAUGCGCCAGGAUUACCCGGAUCCUGAGUCACUCCCAGACUUUCUGGUCGAGUACAUACAAAGAUCCGGAGAGUUGAAGGCAUUAUCGAAAAUCAGGAGCUCGAAACGCACCUUGAAAAGGAAAUUAUCCAACCCGGAUGAUGAUACUUGCCGUGGUGCGACUACAAUUACCGACGGGAAGGCGCAGACGAAAAGUGAAUCAGUUGAUCCGGAGUGUGUAACGGAUAGCAUCAGCGAAAGCGACUUGAGAUCCUUCAUGGACGCGAAAAUAAGAGCGUUAUUUCGCCGUUCAAGGUCAAAGAAUUCCACGUUAUUCAAGACGACUAAAGGAAUGCUGGGCAACGGGAUUGGGGAUGUUAGACCUGGAGACAUUGUGGUAAUUCUGCAAAACGCACACACCCCCUUUAUCCUGCGUCCACGCCCGCAAGACGGGGAUGAGAUUGCGACCGACCGCGGAGGCAGUGGAAGCACCUUCACCUUCGGGGGAGAGGCAUGGUUUUUUACCACAAAGAUAUCAGGUGCCAGCUUCAUGCUUGUGCUUUACGCUUUCAAUGCGACAAACAACAGAAUUGUGAGUAACGGAACAACCAGGACAGAAAAUGUCAGGUUAAAGGAAGGAUUCUCCAAAGACCAGACAUCAUCAAGUAAGUCAAUGAGGCAGCCGCCUCCAUGA